Messenger RNA from Umbelopsis ramanniana AG, 387 nucleotides. RefSeq lists its product as uncharacterized. Bases 90 to 284 code for a protein of 64 amino acids. The transcript has a single exon. NCBI's taxonomy places the organism in Eukaryota, Fungi, Mucoromycota, Umbelopsidomycetes, Umbelopsidales, Umbelopsidaceae. The record is from RefSeq and is a predicted model, not a curated record.
UCUUAUACCAAUCUUUUUUGGUUGUAUUUAAUUCCGCUUACACACUCACUUCAUGUGUAUUUUUGUCAUCCACCAUAUUAAUUCUUGGUAUGAUUGUUGUACCUCCGUUUUCUCUAAUCAUUCUCUUUUUGUUCUUGCAAGUAAUACCCAUCCAGUUUUUUCCUUCUUCCCAUCGUGCUGAAAACAGCAUGUACAUUAUAAUUAUCAACAUGGAGACAUACGUUGUAAAUAUAAAUCACUUUGAACUUUUUGUGUCAUCAUUUUCCAAUGUCAACUUGAGAUGAAAUCAAAAACUUUAAUAAGAAAGGGAAUAGAGUAGGAUGUAAGGUCAAUGGUAAGGAAAGUGUGAUGAUAAGAAAAAAUGUUAUGCUACAAGGGAAUUAUGCU